AGAUAGAACAAGAAGGCAGAAGAAAUGUGAAUUCCUCUUUCUCUGCUGGAGCUGGGAUAUUCUUCUUCUCCUGCCCUUGGACAUCAGAGCUGCAGGCUCUCUGGCCUUUGGACCCGAGGAUUUAUACCAAGCAGGUUUCUGGGUUCUCAGGCCUUUGGCCUUGGACUGAUAGUUACACCAUUGGCAUAUCUGGUUCUGAGGCUCUUGGUCUUGGACUGAGCCACACUCCUGGCAUCCCAGCGUCUCCAGCUUGCAUGGCCUGUCACGAGAACCCUGACUAAUACACCUGGAGUGCAGAAUCUGCUGGAGAAACUGCCAUUCCGUUAUUGACUGGCUGGUCAGGCCAUACAGCCUGGUGGUCUAGAUGUGUUUGGAGUGAUUCCUGUCAGAAUCACCAUUUUUGGUAAACAAACCAAGCCCAGAACCUGAUAAUUAUGGAGCAUUCUACACUGACAGUUCUUUGAGACAAAUUUCCUCUUGGCAUUUACACUGUGGCUUUAGCUUUCAAACCAGAGGUUCCUCUUACCCAGCAAAAAAUGGCUUUCCCGAAGAUGAGAUUGAUGUAUAUUUGCCUUCUGGUUCUGGGGGCUCUUUGUUUGUAUUUUAGCAUGUACAGUCUAAAUCCUUUCAAAGAACAGUCCUUUGUUUACAAGAAAGACGGGAACUUCCUUAAGCUCCCAGAUACAGACUGCAGGCAGACACCUCCCUUCCUCGUCCUGCUGGUGACCUCAUCCCACAAACAGUUGGCUGAGCGCAUGGCCAUCCGGCAGACGUGGGGGAAAGAGAGGAUGGUGAAGGGAAAGCAGCUGAAGACAUUCUUCCUCCUGGGGACCACCAGCAGUGCAGCGGAAACGAAAGAGGUGGACCAGGAGAGCCAGCGACACGGGGACAUUAUCCAGAAGGAUUUCCUAGACGUCUAUUACAAUCUGACCCUGAAGACCAUGAUGGGCAUAGAAUGGGUCCAUCGCUUUUGUCCUCAGGCGGCGUUUGUGAUGAAAACAGACUCAGACAUGUUCAUCAAUGUUGACUAUCUGACUGAACUGCUUCUGAAGAAAAACAGAACAACCAGGUUUUUCACUGGCUUCUUGAAACUCAAUGAGUUUCCCAUCAGGCAGCCAUUCAGCAAGUGGUUUGUCAGUAAAUCUGAAUAUCCGUGGGACAGGUACCCACCAUUCUGCUCCGGCACCGGCUACGUGUUUUCUGGCGACGUGGCGAGUCAGGUGUACAAUGUCUCCAAGAGCGUCCCAUACAUUAAACUGGAAGACGUGUUUGUGGGGCUCUGCCUCGAAAGGCUGAACAUCAGAUUGGAGGAGCUCCACUCCCAGCCGACCUUUUUUCCAGGGGGCUUACGCUUCUCCGUAUGCCUCUUCAGGAGGAUCGUGGCCUGCCACUUCAUCAAGCCUCGGACUCUCUUGGACUACUGGCAGGCUCUAGAGAAUUCCCGGGGGGAAGAUUGUCCGCCUGUCUGAGGGGAGCCCAGAGGCACAUCCGGACAAGUUUCAGAUAACCCGUGGGGAUAGUUUUUGCUAGAUUUUGGAAGAGGGGGCGGGACAGAGGAUGCUGUUCUUCAGUGCUGAAAUCCACGCCAGAAUGUCGGUGUUCAUGAAGUCACUGAUUAGUUCCCACUUGGUGCCCCAGGCAAUAAUAGGCCCGUCUCUUGGGCACGCACACUCUUCAUACUAAGUGUUUGACAUACACCUGGAUUUUUGCAUUUCAGGGGUCAGUAUCCUAUGACAUGAUGGGUGUUACCAUCCUAAUUUUACAGGCAAGGACACAGCAGCUGCGAGAGGUACAGAAACUUGUCCCAAGGCUCACAGCCAGUAGGCAUAGGAGCGGGAAUGAAAAUCGAGCACUGUCAGAAUCUGGUGGGCAGCCCCUGACUUGAACCACUCCCACGUGCUGCCUCCCUUAGGAGGGGACACUGAUGAUGAGGUCUCGGAGCCGGCAUCCUUCCAUCCCUGUCGAGUCCCCUCCACCUCAGCUCCCAGUCCUUGUGCUUUUUGGAGCUAAGCCUGGGAUGACCAAAUUCACCCCAGCUCCUUCAUUCACAGGGCUGGAUGUAGCUGGGAUUGAGUCCAUGUUAUCGGCUCGGUACUCAACACAACCCAAGUUUCAUCCGAGGAAAUGUCCCCGCAGUGGAUGCAGCUCACAUGCUGAGGAACACCCAGCUCUGGACAGAGUUCUUAUAAAUGUAUAAAUUAGGCUCAGAAACCACUGCAUUCUGACCUGCUGUACAGACUGCCCACACUGCUGACCUGCCUAGCGAGCAGGACAUCCCUUCUGAGCCAUCUGCUGCUCUCUCAUUUCAUCACCCCAACUGUCCCUUGUUUUUGAUCAAUGGGGACCAGCCACUGCCCCAGGAGCACUUUAGGGCUCUCAGUUCAAACUGAAGGACAGUUGAACUCAGAUGGGGUUCAUGUGGGAUUCUGGGAGCUUUCUGGGAAUUCAGUUGGAGUCAAGUCAGGAUGCUCUCAAGGACCCCUCGGGCUCAGAGCCCUAAAGUGGGCCCUGGUGAAGCAGGGUGGUCCUGCGUCCACUUCCCAAGCCUGAGCCAAGCUCAUCUUCAUUGAAUGUCUCAUUUGGCCGAGGAACAACUGAACUUUGUGGUUUGCUGUUUAGCCUUCAGUUUGCUCCGCUGCCUCCUACCCAGAGGUUUGUGCGAGCCUGUGUUGCAGGGUUGUAUAAAACCAAGGUACUUCGUUAGUUUUGCCCAUUCAGCCAUGGUCACGUGACAUGCAAAGUAAUCUUGCUCCUAAUUAUAGAAAUGAUUUUUCUUUUAAUUUUUUACUUUACCAGACUUUACUUUGUACUCAGAGAAGAGGCCUCACAUGGCUGUGUCACAUAUAAAUGUUGGACUAAACUCUUACUUGAACUCAGGAAAAGUUACUUGCUGCAAAAUGGUUUUGACCAUGUUCAAUUGCAAAAGUACGUCUGAUAUCCUAUUUUGCAUACCAUUUCUUGUGUUUGGAUUAAGCUGCUUCUUUGUAGAUGUGUUUCCUCAUCCUGGCUGCUCUGAACGCACUGGGUCAUGUUCAGAAAAGCCUCCUUCUCAGGUGGAAAAAAUCAGGGACUGAGCUUGUCUUUUGAAGCCCAAAUUUAAGAGCCACGCCUCUCGGUUCCAUAGGAUGGGCCGCCUCUCAUUCUGAAGAUGACUGUGCUUUGAGGGAGAAGUCGUCUGUUUGGCAGUAGGCCUGCGUCUGUGUUUCGUGGUCUACCUUGUCAGGUGUGUGUCUGUGUGGCCACUGGUCUCAGUCGGCGAGGCCGGUCCAGCUGCUGCCUCUGUGUGACUGGCUUUGGGUCUGGCCUUCACAGCAUCAGCUCACAGCCCACAGCUCCAGGGACAAAUGAGGACAGGCGUGGGCUCUCCCUACUGCUUCUGUGUGUUCUUAAAGGAUUUUCUUUGAGACCCAUUGUUUCCCCUCCCCUCCCCUCCCCUCCCAUCCCCUUCCCUCUUCUUUUCUUUUCUUUUUUUCUGACAGGGUCUCACCCUGUCACCCAAGCUGGAGCGUAGUGGCCUGAUCUCGCUGCAGCCUUGAACUCAACGAGCCUCAAACGAGCCUCCUGCCUCAGCCAGUGGGUAGUUGGGAUUACAGGUGUGUAUUUCUUUAUACAAUGAAUAAUUCUUUUUCUUGAGGAAAAAACAUUAUUUCAUGAAUCUAGAACUUGAAGGAACCUUAGAGCUCAUUCAAUCCUGCCUCCUCUUUUAUGUGGGAUGCAAACGAGGCUCAGAGAGACGUAACAACUUGCCCAGGACCUUCCCAGCUUGUUUGUUGCAGAAGGAGGGUUCCAGCUCAGCGUGGGUUUCCUGGUGCUGUCUUGUCUGGAUGUGAGAGUGAGAAACAAUGUGAAAGCAUGAGUGAGGAGGCCAAGCAGUGCUUCCCCAGGAACACCCAGCGCUAGCUCCAGAGUGGGAAUGGAGAGGUCCAGGUUGGCCGGGCCGGGGCUUCACCGCAGGCACCCAGAGAGGAAGGAUUCCGAUGGGCAGGUGCUGAGCUAGGGGCUGUGUAGGUAUUGCCUCAUCUACAUGCUCUCAAUGAGUUUUCCGGGGGCAGAGACCUGCAGUUGCUCAGGUUUACAGAUUAGGAAACUGAGGCAGAGAGAGAGAGGGUGAACAACUCAUUCAAGGUUACAUAGGUGAAAAGUGGUGGAAACGGGGUGACCCUAAGCUGCCCUGUGGCCUCCCCAGCCACCUGCUGACGGAGCUGUGGGAGCACAUUGCAUUGGCUGCUCCCACUGCCUCUCUGGGGUGCCUCCUCAGACUCCCCCAACCAUACACGCCUACACCCAGCCCCCAAACCUCCGUACUCUGCCUUCUACUGUGACUGUGGCAGAAGCCACUUGGCCCCCGUGGUGCCAGAACCCCUGGUAUUGGACUGACUCCAGCUCUUCUUCCACAGCUCCUGAUGUGGCCUCACUCUCGUCCUACCACCUGCUGUCCCCUCUGCUGGAUCACCCCAUUAGCACACAGACACGCUGCCAUUUUCCACCUGACCAGAAAUGGCCACCACCUUCCCCGACCCCUUCCCUGACCCCCUUCCCCGUCCCGCUGCCCCAUCCUGUUGCGUUUCUGGUGGAACCCCGCACGAGAGUUUUACUUGUCUGUUGCCUCGUCCUAAUCCUUCCCUUCUUUCCCAAAUGCCGUCUCAUCAGACUUCUGCACCCCCACUCCACCCACAUGGCCCUUCUCAGGGCACCCACCACCCCCUGUGGCUGGGUCCUGUGGGCAGUUCUUGUUCUCCUCCUGCUUGACGUGGCGAGUCCUCAUCACCAGCUUCCAGGACACCGGGUGCUCUUGGUCUCCCUCCUCCUUGCUGCUCGCCUUUUCCAUCUCCCCUGCUUGCUCCUUCUCUUUGCUCUGACAGUGUCGUGCUGGAGGAUCCUGGGCUCUGCGUGGGGCCCCCUUUCUUCCCUGGUUAUACCCAGUCCUCCGAGGGGCCCACCUUGUCUCAUGGCUUUAAAUAUGUUGAUGAUGUUUCCAUUUAUCUCCAGCCUAGAACUCUUUCUUGCUCUUCAAUCCACUGCCUACCUGAUUUCCCAUAGUGAACAAUCCAACACUGACCUUCUGGUUAACUGCCCCACAUCCAGCCCAUCUGCAGCCAUUCCCGUCUCAGGUAAUGGCCACUCCAUCUUCCUGCAGCUCAAGUGGGAAGCCCUGGAGCCAUUCCGACUCCUCUCCCAUCUGGUGCAUCAGGAAAGACUGUGGGAACUACCUUCAAAUUCUCUCCAGGAGCCAACCACCUCCUGCCCCUCCACUGCGACCACCCUUGUUCAAGCCUGCAUUGCCUCUCACCUGCAUUCGUGCAGCUACCUCCAGACCCUCCCUCAGCUUCCAUUAUUGCAUCCUUUGGUCUCUUCCCAGCAGCAUCCAGAGUGAUCCUUUGAAAAUCUCAUUUCUCUGCUCAAAACCCUCCUGAGGUUUCCCAUCACCAAGGAUAUUAAGGAUAAAAACCACAUCCUUCAUACCAUUGUCUACCUGUGAUUCCCUAAUCGUGUCCCUUUGCUCACUCCCUCUGGCCUCUUGCUGUUCCCUGAACAGCAGUCUGUUCCAGCCACAGCAGCCCCUUUGCCCUAUGUGCCCAUCCCCGUCAGCCUUGGCACUGGCUGUCCUCUCUGCUGGGAGUGCCCUUUCUUCAGAUGCUCUCAUGCUUCGCUUCUUUGCCUUGUUGACAUUUGGUCAAUGUCACCUUCUCAGUGAGGCCUACCCUGACCUCCCUGUAGGAAAAUGCAACUCACCUCACUCCCAUGCCCCGUACCUUAUAUUGUUUUCCUUGCACUUACCAAUUUCUAACAAAGCAUGUAAUAUCUGUUUAUUAUAACAUAUCUAUAUUUUAUGGUUUAUGUUUCACGCAACUUGAAUGUAACCUUUGUGUGGGCCGUGGGUCUUUCUCUGUUUCCUUCACUGACGCACCUUGGAUUCUUAGCAUGGUCCCAGCACAUAGUAGAUGCUCAAUAAACAUUUGUUGAGUGGAACUGAAUGUAUUGGUAUGGUAGGUGGGUUUUAGAAGGGAAUGGGUGAACCAGGACUGAAAAAAAAGAAAUAUUUUUCAAAGUAAGCCAACACUGUGGUUUCACUUGAGUCAGUAAGUAGGAAAUGGGUGCGACUCUGUGACCUGAAAACCUAGAAAUGCUCCACAGCCAUGCUCUUCACCCCUUUUCUUCCAAAACGGAAAACCUCACACAAUGCAGGGUGGACAGAAUCACACGGUGCAGUCUGUGCGCCUGUCCUCCAGCCCGACACCUGGCCAGUCCUGUCUCAUCUACACUGUCAUGCAAACUCUUGUUUUUGUUUGUUUGUUUUUGAGACAGAGUCUCACUCUGUCACCUAGGCUGAAGUGCAGUGGUGCAGUCUUGGAUCACUGCAACCUCCACCUCCUGGGUUCUUGUGCCUCAGCCUCCCGAGUAGCUAGGAUUAUAGGCAUGCACCACCAACCAGCUAAUUUUUGUAUUGUUAGUAGAGACGGGGUUUCACCAUGUUGGCCAGGCUGGUCUUGAGCUCCUGACCUCAGGUAAUCUACGUGCCUCAGCCUCCCAGAGUGCUGGGAUUAUAGGUGUGAGCCACCACACCCAGCCAUGUUUCAAGAAUUUGUGCUUCAGCUCAGCACUUAGUGGCAGUGGGAAGACCAGACCUCCUGACCCUUCAGCCUGCUGGCAUCCACCAUGCCUUAAAAAACAAAACAAAACCCUAAAUGUAUUUAAUUCCUGCUCCUCUUCAAACACACCAUUGUAACCACAUAAUACACUGUGUGAAAAGAGAGGAAAGAAAAAUCCAAGUCAACAAUAACUUGCCAGGCCUUCUUUCCUUGAGCCCCAUAUCCCACGCCCGCUGUGCUAACCUCUGGCUUGCCGCCCACACCUGUCUGGAUUCAUCCCGACUCGAGCCACCUCCUCCUAACUGGUCCCACGGGCCUGUCCCUGCCACUUUCCAAUCUGUCCUCCACUUGACAUUUGGAGUAAUUUUUUAAAACAGCAAAUCUGAUUAGGAAACUCAGAGGCCCAGGGAAGCCAGUGACUUGCCCUCUGGCACCCUGUCCUGAGGGUAGAGCUUCCUGGCACAGGGUCAGUGAGCCCCGAGGCCACCUCCCUGGAGGCUGCAGGAGGGUGAGCGUGGUCAAGAGCAGCAAUUUUCAUUGUUUCAUGUGUCAUUGCCUAUUUAACGAGCUUCGCAGUGCCCUCAAUUUGCUAAGUUAACUUUGGCCACGCCGUCCGUGAGAGGUCAGACUGGUGAUUUCCAACUCCCGCCGGGCACCGGGUGCUGCACCGGUUAUCCCAACAGGCUGGCACAGAGGGCUGAAAUGGACUUGGAAAGCCAAAUAAUUAAUUUUCAUGCGAGUUUUUGAUCCCCUUGAGUGUGGUUAUUUUUGUGCAAAAAAUUAUCCCGAUGUUUACUUUGGUUUCAUAAGUAAUUUAUUAAAAUUCCUUCCUAAGCUUUAAAUUUCAGCUAACAAAUAUGAGCAUGGCCUCUGGGAAUGGUAAGAACAAGGAAGCAUUGUGUGUGUGUGUGCACACCCCAAGGUUGUGCAGCUAGAAGUGCAGAAUGUGGAUUCCGUCCGCUCUUUAGGGCACAGCUAGCCCUGUGCACCUGUAGAAACUGUACUGACGUACAGCCUUGCAGAGCCUCCAGCUUCCAUGGUGGCAGGAGCCAUGGAAAAUAGAGACCCACCCGGUAAGGAGGUAACUGGGACACCAGGUUACUGUCUACCUGGUGGGGAAGCUGGGGAAAAGGGCCCAUGGGAGGAUACUAACUGGGGAAGAGGAGACCUUGCUUCCAGGGCUGGGCGACCCACUUACGGAGGCCCCAUUCCAUUUACAUCUCCGCUCAAGCCUCCGCCUCCGGGUUCCAGCCCUGGCUCUGCAAUUUGCUAGCUGUGGCCCCAGGUGGUCAUUCUCUCUGCACCUCAGUCUCUGCAUCUCUAUAAAAUGGGAUGAUAAUAGUGUUCACCUCAGAAGGUUGUCAGAGGUGUGGAAAUUAAGAUAAUUCACAUUGAGUUCUUGGCACGGCUGUGCCUAGCACUGGGUGCAGGCUGAAUGCAUGGGCUGCUAUCGCGAUGUUGUAUCUAAUGGCCUGCAGUGGUUGCUUAGCAGCAAUGGGUUUGCUUGGUUAUUUCCUGAUUUGGGGUAAAUAGAUCCAGAGACCAAGGCUCCAUGUUAUCCCCAGCACCGGGCUGACCCCAAGUACCAGAGAGGUCUCCAUGGCCCCAGGCUGCAGAGGACCCAGGUUACAACUUGCUCAAGUAGACCCAGGAUCUAGGCUUAUCCUAGUAGAUCUUGGUACCAGGCCAGCCUCUGUGACCUGAGACUCCAAGACCACCAUUGCAGACCCAGGCUCUAAGCUAGCCUCUGCAAACUCAGGAUAUAUAUUCCAAAUAUCCCUGAUUUGGGGGGCAAGGUCUGUGUGUGAUUUGCAGAGUAACGAUAUGAAGAAGGAGGUCUUGUUAAGAUGGCGUGGUGUGGAGUGCCCAGGUGUGAAAUGGUUGUCUCAAUGGAAGUUGUAGCCUCCUCCUCCCAUGACAUCAUCCUCACACGUGCUCAGUGUUAGGCAUUUUUUCCCCCUCCUGCUCUGAAUCAAUGCGAGUGAGAUAUGCAUGCGGGAGGGACAAGCUUGCAUGGCACCCAGCUGUGGUACAUUUAGAACUCGGCCUCAGCCCUCCAGUGUGACCUUGGGCAUACCCUUCACCCCCGGGCUCUGUUCGCUGGGGCAGGGUCUGCGCUCUGGAGUCAGGCUGCCUGGGUUUGAAUUUUACCUUCCUCGCCAAGUCCCUUGAGUGGCAAGUUACUUAUCUUCUCAUUGUCUCCGUUUUGUUAUCUGAAGAAUGGGACCAUAGUAGUUCCCGCCUCAUGGGAUGAUCAUGUGGGUUAAAUGAGAGGAUGAGUAUAAACUGCUCAACAUCCCAUGGUAGGUGCUCAGUAAAUGCAGGUGCUUAUGAUUAUAGUCAGUGUUUGGGCUGUGAAUUUUGGUGGAUUCUAUGGUGGUGUAUACAGCACUAUCUAUCAGUGUACCUGUCAGUGUCUGGUGAUCUCUGUGCAAAUCAAAAACUCUUCAGAUUGAGUCUGUAGGGCUUUGUUUCAGCUCUUGUUCUUUUUCUUCAUUUGAAUCUUUCCUGGAACUCUUGGAGAAGUUCUUCUGUUCGUGACAUUCUUCACAAUCAGAGCACUGUGUUCUUGACCCUCUUAAUUCAGAAUAUGUGAAAAUCUGAAUGAGGUAAAAGAAGUUGGAGCUGGAAGAUGCCUUAGAAAUUAUCUACAGUAUUUUUUUUUUUAAGAUAAAACCUUUUACAGUUAGGAAAGCCAAAGCUCAGAAAAAUGGAGUGACUUUGCCAGGUCCUUCAGCGAGUGGCACAUCCAGGAUUAAAAGCUGGCAUCAGAAAUCCCAUGUCAGACAUUCAUUCGUUUAUUUAUUCAUCUGUUGAGUGCUCAGUGCUUUGACCGGGCAUCCUGAAUGAGGGUCAAGCUGAGGUUCGAGGCCGUGGGUUUUGCAUACAGAGCUUUCACUGGGUAAAUACACAAUGCUGAGAAGAUUAUCAGGGGCACCUGAUCCCUUGACAGCUGAAUAAAGAAGCGUUCCAGUGCCUUCUCUGUGGGCAUCGUAAGCCAUGUCCAUCCAUACCUGCUGUUUCACUGAAACCCCACAGCAGCCUCUGGAGGGCACCAUUCUUAUAAUUAUGCCCCUGGAUUUAAGAGGAGGAAACUGAGGGGCAGGUGACUCAGUGACUUCCCCGGGGGCUCAGACGUGGUGGAGACACAGGCCCUCGGCCUCCAAAUGCUGCCUCCCGCGAGCAGCCUUGCUUUUCUCCACUUGGCACAGUGGUGAGUCCUCCGAUGUAUCUGCUUUCAUAGGAAGCUUGGGACCAGCCCUGCCCAAGGAGUGUGCCACCUGACCCCUUUUCCUGUCUUCUGUCACUUUUUUUUUUCCAAGUGUUGAUAUGAGUUUCAGUCUGCCCCUUCCUGGGCCUGUUUGACCUCCUGGGAUUCGGCACUUAGUUAUCUGUGUCAUUCCCAAGGACCUCCCGUUUAGCUGGAUCCCCUGACCUGUCCUGCCCUGGCCAGCCCUCUCUUGAGGUUACUCAAGUGUCCAAUGGCAGCCCAAACAAAUGUCUGGCUUCAGAAAAUAAACUCUUCAGUCCAGCCCACUUUCCCUGUCUCCCUAUCUAAUGCCCUUGCAAAACAAGCCCGGGGGCGCCACACUCAGACUGUGUGUGUGUGUGUGUGUGUGUGUAUCUAUGAGAGAGAGAGAGACAGACAGACAGAUCUGAGGCUCUAAUUAGAGAUACCAUGCUCAGUGGAAGCUGGUUCUGAACAAUGUUAACUGCCCCACCCGUGUCCAUGAAGGGCAGUGGAAGAGCAAGGGGCGGUUUAAUUACCUGGGAUGUAAAACAGCAGGCACCCCCACUGCCCUCCUCAGCUGUUGGGGUGGCAGGGUGGAGUUGAGGGCCUCACUCGUUUUCACCUUUGCACAAUCAGUCACACAUUUGUUAUAUGACAGCUAUGUGCCACACACCCAUGUUCAGUAAGGUGGAAGCCAGCUGCAGGCGUGGUCCACAGUUCCAGACAUCUCUGAAGGAUGUGACACCAACUUUCAGGCAGAACAUUUAGAAAGAGUGAAAUAAAGUGAAACAGAUCAACCAGCCUAUUGAGUAUCUACGUGUUUUUUUUACAGGCAAGAACUGAGGAGGCAAUACUAUUUAGAAUCCUUGAUAAACAGUUCCAAAAGAAAAAAAAAAACAGGCUUUGGUGACUCUCAUGGGCCCUCCGUGCCAAGAGUCUAUGGCUCUGUGAUAUAUUAAAUCAGGCUUGUUAAUUAUUUAAUCUAACAGCUGCCAUGCACCCUCAUUUUAAAAACAGAUGAGGCAAUGUUUACAUUUUCUCCAUGUCCUCCAUUUGGAAGUGUCUUAGUUUGUUUUGUGUUGCUGUAACAGAAUACCACAGACUGGGCGAUUUAUAGACAAUAGAAAUUAAUCUGGCUCAUGGUUCUAGAGGCUAGGAAGUCCAAGAGCUUGGCACUGGCCUCUGGUGAGGGCCUUCAUGCUGUGUCAUUGUGGGCAAAAGAGCAAAACUUGCUUUGAUAAAAUCACUCUUGGCAAUAACUGACCCUCCUCUUAUAAUAACAUUAAUUCAUUCAUGACAGCAGAACCCUCCUGACCCAGUCACCUCUUAAAAGGUCCCACCUCUCAACGCUGUUGCACUGGGGAUUAAGUUUCCUUACACAUGCACUUUGGGGGACACAUUCAAACUGUAGCAGGAAUUAUUUGCUUUCUCAUAACAUUUUUUUAAUUAAUUAAUUUUCAGCGUUUGUUAUAUCAGAAUGGACAUUAUAGCAAUUUCCAUGGCUGUGUCGCUCCUGGCAGAUUUUAAAGUUCUUCCAGCCUGAUUCCUCUCUCUGUUUGGGUCUCUGGCAUGGUGCCUGCUGGAGAGUAGAUACUUGAUAAUUAUCUAUUGGGUUCUCAGGGGAUCUCUCAAAGGUGGUAUUCAGGCACCCACAAGGCAACUCCCAUCACAAGAAAGAAUGGUGGCCUGGGAGUGAGCUGUAAGGUUCCUUCAAACAUCAGUUCCUGAAGCCUCUUUUAUUCAUUAUUGUUGGGACUUGUUUUUAUUUCUGUUUCGUUCUACGUGACCCCAAAAUCUGUAUGUGAACACUAGGAACUUUAUCAUGGGCUGAGGUGUAUUUGAAGUAAACUCUUAACUAUGUCUCUGGGAUAUGAAAGGUGCUUACAUUCUCUGUUGGGAAUGUAGAGAGAAGGAUUUGCAGUGUGUGGCCCCUGGGAAUGUAGAGGCAUGAAUUUCUGUCUGUUUUCCUGCUGUUGAAAUCUGAGUGCUAGGAACGGACCUCUUGCUCUCAGAUUGGCCUUGAAGCUGAAGGGAACCUGUCCACCCUCUGCACAGGGCAAGAGCCACGCCAACAGGAGGAAGUUGGAGUGCAUCCUGGCACCUGCCAAUCGGAAGACUGACAAACAAAAAAUUAGUUUUUAAUUAAUUUAAAAAAUGAUCUUCCUACUUAUCAGACACAAUCACUUUUAAAUAUGAGCAGAAAAACGAACUCCAUAGCCAAAUGCAACAUUUUGUGUCAUACUGCUUUACAUCAUCUAUUCUACCUCCAUUCACUGGUCAAAGAAGCGCAGAGUUAAGUUGGCCAGUGUGGCGUGGACACAGCCAGGCGCAGACCCUCCUGCCAGCGAAGCCAGCGUGAGGUCUGUUGGCUCAGGGGUCCAGUCCCUGGGUCCCCGAAGAGGUAAGCCAAAGACAUAGUGAUACUUGGUUCAAUUCGGCUCCAGAGAGUAUCAGAUGGGAAAUAGAUGACUUGUUUUACCUGGUCAAAUAAGACAUCACUAAAAUCUACCAUGACUGGAAAUUACUUAAUGCAACCAGAGGAGACUUCGCAGUCAAAUUUUGCUUUUCCUAAAAGACACGAAAUUAAAUUUACAUGUCACUGAAUGCUAUUUGAAACUGUCAUUUCCUUGUAUAUUAGGGGGAUCUGCUAGACUCUUAUGUCAUUGUAUUUUGGAAAUGGGUAUAUGUCCUUAUUAUUGGUUAAUAAUCAUAUUUAUUUUUAAUGAAAAUUAAAUUAUGAAAAUAAUGCACUUAACUAGGUGAGUUUUAGGUUGUCGAUUGAUGUGAUAAUUCACUCUUCCCGAAAAAUUGGCAAGGUAAUGGUCUGAAUCGGACAAUCCUUUUGUUUUUACAUUGAUGUUUUCUAUAUUUAUUUUGUACCUGGAAAAAUAUUUUUACAAUUUAUUUUGAUUUUAUAUGUGUAGAAAAAUGUACUGAACAAUGUUGACAUGCUUAUUUUUGUAAGAGAUGGGUACUUCUUGUUCCCCUUGGAUUUCGGAAGCAAAGCAAUGGGACCCUACGCUUCAGAGUCUUAAUGGGGUGGGGCAGUGUCCAUUGAGGUGUCCUGUCGGGAAUGACAAGUCCAGGGCAGAUUAUGAGGCAGGCAUCCUUUGGAGUUCUUCUCUCAGGUAUAUUUUAACUAAAAGCUAUCAUUUAAGUUGAAGAAAUCAAGUCUUGUGAAUUGAUACGAUUGUACUUCUAGAGUCUUUGAUGAUAAGUUGUCUUUGCGGUACAGAUUGGCUCCUCGAUCUUUCAAAGUGUCAUUUAAAUGGAAAUAAAUGUCUGAAACAGA
This is a messenger RNA of Homo sapiens (human), 13114 nucleotides long. RefSeq names its product beta-1,3-galactosyltransferase 5 (gene B3GALT5). The transcript is spliced from 4 exons. Lineage: Eukaryota; Metazoa; Chordata; Mammalia; Primates; Hominidae. Bases 537 to 1469 code for a protein of 310 amino acids. Gene Ontology annotation, molecular function: hexosyltransferase activity. Gene Ontology annotation, cellular component: membrane; Golgi membrane. The record is from RefSeq and is marked reviewed. Gene Ontology annotation, biological process: carbohydrate derivative metabolic process; glycoprotein biosynthetic process.